AUGGAUGUUCAGCGCGCCAGUACUGGAAAUGCCUACCGUGAACGUUCUGCUGGUGCCUUCGCCUCCUCCAGCGGUCUCGCACUCCUGGGCAACAAUGGAAGGCAGUUCCUGGAGGACAUUGACGACCUCAUCAAACGCAUUCGCACUGUUUUGACGGCCACGGAUGAGAUGCGCAGACACAGUGAUGAUCCAGAACGUCUUAUUGACCUGCAGUACUCACUGGCGAAGUCAUAUGCCAGCAAUCCGGUUCUCCGCAGGUACCUGGUUGGUUAUUUUCACUCUAAAUGUUAUUGCUAUUUUUUGUUAAUCAGUAGUACAGGUGUAUGUUAUUGCAUUCUGUCGCUUCAGAGCUUGGUUGGAGAAACUGGCUGA
Messenger RNA from Dibothriocephalus latus, 372 nucleotides. Lineage: Eukaryota; Metazoa; Platyhelminthes; Cestoda; Diphyllobothriidea; Diphyllobothriidae. The record is from the annotation of a GenBank genome assembly.